Drosophila miranda is the source of this 2195-nucleotide messenger RNA. RefSeq names its product 14-3-3 protein epsilon (gene 14-3-3epsilon). The record is from RefSeq and is a predicted model, not a curated record. Gene Ontology annotation, cellular component: cytoplasm. Lineage: Eukaryota; Metazoa; Arthropoda; Insecta; Diptera; Drosophilidae. Bases 110 to 895 code for a protein of 261 amino acids. Gene Ontology annotation, biological process: signal transduction. The transcript has 4 exons.
UUGAUAAAUCGGUCACACUGGGUACCAAGUAAAUUAAUUCGACGCCGCACGUACCGGGAGCAUUUAAAUUUUUUCUGUGGAUUAAUUUAACUAAAAAGGAUUAAACAUCAUGACUGAACGCGAGAACAAUGUCUACAAGGCAAAAUUGGCUGAGCAGGCCGAGCGGUACGAUGAAAUGGUCGAGGCCAUGAAGAAGGUCGCUUCCAUGGACGUCGAGCUGACUGUCGAGGAGCGUAACUUGCUGUCCGUCGCAUACAAGAAUGUGAUCGGAGCCCGACGUGCUUCAUGGCGUAUCAUCACCUCGAUCGAGCAGAAGGAGGAGAACAAGGGGGCCGAGGAGAAGCUGGAGAUGAUCAAAACCUACCGCGGCCAGGUGGAGAAGGAGCUGCGCGACAUCUGUUCGGACAUACUGAAUGUGCUCGAGAAACAUCUCAUUCCAUGCGCCACAUCCGGCGAAAGCAAAGUAUUCUACUAUAAGAUGAAGGGUGACUACCAUCGCUAUUUGGCCGAGUUCGCCACCGGCUCGGACCGCAAGGAUGCGGCAGAGAACUCGCUGAUUGCCUACAAGGCAGCUAGCGACAUUGCCAUGAACGAUCUGCCCCCAACACACCCCAUUCGCUUGGGCUUGGCAUUGAACUUCUCGGUGUUCUACUAUGAGAUUCUCAACUCGCCGGAUCGUGCAUGCCGCUUGGCGAAAGCCGCUUUCGACGAUGCCAUUGCCGAGUUGGAUACACUGAGCGAAGAGAGCUACAAAGACUCGACACUCAUCAUGCAGCUGCUGCGCGACAACCUCACAUUAUGGACGUCCGAUAUGCAGGCAGAAGUAGACCCCAACGCAGGUGAUGGCGAGCCGAAGGAGCAAAUUCAGGAUGUUGAGGAUCAGGAUGUGUCGUAAUUUAAGUAAACCCCCGCCCUUCCAUUUAAAACACAUAAUAUACCUUCUAAAGUAAAUAUAAUACCAUAUAAUAUAUAUGCAUACAUCAAACCACAACAACACGACAACAGAACAACAACAACCAGAACGAACCACAAAAGAGGUACCAGAAACAGCACUACAAAAGAUCAGCAGCCGAUCCUUUGGAGCAUCGAUAAUCGACAAUCGAGAAAAAACCGAUCGAUAAUCGAUACUACAAAGAACACUAAACCUAACCAGAAGCAGCGCCACAACACGGACAAGCACAAACAAGAAACACAUUUGGGGCGGCAACCUGGUAGUAGUGGGCGUGGUAGUUUGCAAUGAAACGUACCCCCACUCCUCAGUGAAGGCAAGCGCGCUGGCAUCUGGCAUCCUCUCCCAACAGCAGCAGCAACAUCAGCAAGAAACAGCUCUACUAAAUUUAACAUUUUGCAUUCGAGAAACAAGGCAUUAUAUUAUAUUUAAAUAAAUAUUAUAUUUAAUUAUGAGAAGCAAAAAACAAACAAAUAAACUUCAUUUAAACCACACGAAAACACACACGAAACAAAAACGAAAACGAAAGCAGCAAGAAAAGAUCGGAGUUGAGAAGCAAACAAUCAGAAAAGAAGGCAAUUUUCAACGCGUGUAGUGGCAUGCGCGCAUUCAUUUCGAAAAAAAAACUAAUUCACGAGUUGGCAUGCAUUAAUUUUAAAAAACUAAUUCAGCAGCAAAACCACAUCAAAAGAAGUUUAAAAAAAAAAAAACACAGAUAAACAGCAACACUUAAAAUACAACUUUAAUUUUAAGCCAAUAAUAAAACGAAAAAGAAGAAAGUAUAAAAAACCAUUUAAUAAGCGCAAAAGUAAAAGUAAAACAUAAAAAAAGUCGAAAAUGUAAGGAAAAAUACAGCAAUUAAUUUAAAUUUAAAACAAAUAAUAAAGAAGAUUAAAAUGAGAGAGUCAAAACAAACGGAAUAAGGAUAGAAAAGAAUGCGAAAUAAUGCUAAAAACUAUAUUAAACGAGAAAAGGGAAUGUUAGUUAAGCGAAAUUCAUAAAACGAAUUCUUAAGCUUAAAUUUGUAUGUAUGUAAGUGUAUUGUUCAACACUGACACUCGCACAGACACACACACACUCACCUCACCAAAACACAACCGUACACACAGACACAACACACUCGCAUACCGAGCCGUUUGUUUUCUCUUUUUGUGUGCUCUAUUACAACACCACUUAUCGAACGGUACUUUAGUUGUUUUCCGUUAUUUGCCUUUUUGCUUCCUGUGUUUUUCCAUUGCAAUCGCAA